AGAUAUAAAUUUAGUUUUUUAUAUUUAUAUAUAUGGUAAAUAUUGUUAUUUAAAUAUAUUUUUAAUAUAUUAAUAAAAAAAUAUAUAAACAGAAAGCUCGUUUAGGCUCGCGAGCCGGUUAAAGAUCGGUAAGCGAAUCUCGGACUCAUUUACUAAACGAGCUUGUUUUAGGCUCGGACUUGAGCUCGUUUAAACUCAUCUCGUUCAAGUUUUUUUUUCAAGCCAAACUCGAGUAACUCACGAGUAGUAGCUCGGGUUUGCACCCCUACUUGCGCGUUACAAAGCUGGUACAGAAACACUCUUUAUGAAUCACUGACAAACAAACAAACAUCAUCGGCGAUCGGAGAAACUCAAAUCAUGCAAAAUUCCGACGAUGUUCGCAAUCUUCCGAUCGACAUCGCUUUCGCCCGUCUCGGUGAAUGGCUGGUUGAUCGGAAACGAAUACCAUCAGAUUGGAGAAAACGUGUGGCCGUUGUCAAAGCUAAGAUUUCAGCCGCUUUUCAGUCCCUUCCUAAAGACGUUGAUCCCUAUUUUCAAACCCUAGACCUAGACGGGAUCGGAUACUUGGAGGCUAAGAAAAUAUAUGAUAUUCUUCUGAAAUCAACUCCAGAAAGCCGCAAUAUAUUUGGCCGCCUUUCUGGUGCUGCUGGUGUUUGGGAAGCAAUUGUGCAUGCUUACGAGAAGGACCAUAUUUACCUCGGGGAGGCUGCUCAACUUAUGGUCCAAAAUGUUAAUUAUGAAAUCCCGUAUCAUAAAAAGCUCAUUCAAAAGACCCAACAACAGCUCGCUGAGCUGGAAAGAAAGGAAGCUGAAAUAAAAAGAAAUGCAGCUCUUUCCGCUGCUAAAUACGCAGAAGCAUGUCAGGAGUUGGGAUUGCAGGGAACCAAUGUGAAGUUGGAACUGAUAGAAACUGCAUCAAGUUCAUUACCUGACACAUUUACUAAAAUGCUUGAAGUUUUGAAAUGUGAUUCGGUUUCACGCGCAAUCGAAUAUUAUUCCAAUUUUGUUAGAGAUGCUCACACAGAGAAAGAUAAAAUUCCCGAGACAGUAGUACCAAACAUGCGAGACAUAAUCGAAAAUCCUCCAAAUCUUGACGUGUUUGCAGCUUCGGAAGUGCUCGAUUCCGUUAAUGUUCUAACAAACCCUAAUGAACCAAAUCAAUCGACUUUUGAAGUCAACCCCGCUACCGAUACCAUCGACUGGGAUAUCACGUUAGAUAGCUCACAGAUAGAUUGGGAUAUUGGCACUGUGGAAGAAGAUAACGGUAACGGGUUGGGCCCGUAUGAAAUUGUUGAUGCCAGUGAGAUUCCACAACAUUCGUUGAAUGAUGACGUGGCGUCUGAUGAGAUUAAUAGAGAGAAUAUGGUCUCAGAAAUCUCUUGGGAUAUUACUGUGGGCCAUCCUGAAGUUGAGUUGACUCAAGCGGAUGUAUAUCCAGGUGAACAUGUUUCCGGGAUAAGUGUUUUAAAUGAAAGUCAAGGAGUUGACCGUGUCAGGAGCCGGCUUCUGGAGACUGAGUACAGGAGUAGGAUUCUUGAUGAUCUGUUUGAGAUUAAAGCAUUUUUAAAUCAAAGGAUUAUGGAGUUGACCAACACGGAGACAUUGACUUUACAAAAUCAAGUUCAAGCAGUGGCUCCGUUUGUAUUGCAGCAGUACACUUCAGACGCUAUCCAGUCAAUGCUAGCCGAUAUUUCUUCAGCCAUAUCUUUGCUCACAAAUAGAAAAACAAGAGACCUGAUAAUGAUUCUCAACUCUAAAAGAUUUUUAGAAAGAUUAGUGAGUAGUUUGGAAGAAAAGAAACAUCAUGAAGCAAAGCUGAAAGACGGGUUAAAGGAUUUGGCAAUCAAACGUAUGGAGCUCCAAAAUUCACUAUCCUCUGUAUGGCCCAAACAAGAAGCAGCGAUUGCAAAAACUAGGGAGUUGAAGAAGGUUUGUGAGAGUACGCUUUCAUCUAUGUUCAACGGAAGGCCCGUAAAGAUUAUUGGAGAGAUUAACAGCAUGUUAAGUAAUGCAGGUGCCUAAAGGCUAAACCUACAAAACUUUUUUUUAUAAUACUUAUAAGCAGUGAAUUAGUACAAUUCAAGCAGUUUGUUUUCUAUAGAUGUUAUUAUGUACUUGUAGCUUUCAACAUGUUUAACUUGUUUUUUUCCCUUUUCAUUUUAAA
Molecule: messenger RNA, 2164 nt
Organism: Helianthus annuus (common sunflower)
Lineage: Eukaryota; Viridiplantae; Streptophyta; Magnoliopsida; Asterales; Asteraceae
Product: CDK5RAP3-like protein
Exons: 9
Coding region: 358-2022 (554 amino acids)
Biological process (GO): regulation of mitotic cell cycle; regulation of cyclin-dependent protein serine/threonine kinase activity
Cellular component (GO): endomembrane system
Source: RefSeq, a predicted model, not a curated record